UAGUCUAAAGUCAUCCAAGUAGCGGAGUUCACAUAACAUUGGCAAUGCAAAAUACAAACCAAGUACCAGAACCGCUUAUAUAUGGACCAGCAAAAUACGAGUAUAAGAAAUCGUGUCAUGCCGAGAUAUUUCAAAUACUACAAUCCUUCCUAAAAGAUGAGGUUUUCUGUGAUAUUAAACUAGAAACAGAUGAUGGUGGAAGUAUAUUCGGUCAUAAAGUGGUUUUGGCAUCGGCUAGUCCAUAUUUCCAUGGAGUUUUCACAAAUUUUAAAGAAAAUAAUCAAGAUAUUUUUGUCAUCAAAAACUUAGAUUCCACCGCAUUACAACUAUUAGUAGAGUUUAUUUAUUCAGGGCAGGUCACAGUCACUGACAAAAAUGUACAGGAUUUGUUAUCAGCAUCAAAUAUUUUGCAGUUACAAGACGUAAAAGAGGUGUGCUGUGAUUUUUUACAGGCACAACUAUGCCUUACAAAUUGUAUUGGUAUAUUUGCGUUAGCUGAUUUACAUAACUGUACGAAAUUGUUAUCAAGUACAGAAUUAUAUAUUCAACAGCACUUUUCAGAAGUGGUAGAAGGAGAUAAAUUCCUGUCCUUAUCAUCCGAACAAAUUACUAAGUUGAUUGCCAGUGAGGAACUUAAAGUUCCAUCUGAAGAAAAAGUAUUUGAAAGUGUGAUUUGAUGGGUAAAACAUGAUUUGGAUUCUAGAAAACAAAUUUUGCCCCAAUUAAUGGCACAUGUACGUCUACCAUUAACAUCGAAAGAUUACAUACUAAAACAUGUAGUUACGGAACCUCUUC
Messenger RNA from Acyrthosiphon pisum (pea aphid), 795 nucleotides. Its product is annotated as kelch-like protein 3. The transcript has 5 exons. The coding region runs from base 45 to 677 and encodes 210 amino acids. The record is from RefSeq and is a predicted model, not a curated record. Gene Ontology annotation, molecular function: protein binding. NCBI's taxonomy places the organism in Eukaryota, Metazoa, Arthropoda, Insecta, Hemiptera, Aphididae.